UGCAAAAAAGCAGCUUAUUUUGAGAAACAUGGAUGAACAGUAACUCAUUAAUGAAUUUUUCAAUUUACCAACAUUGCCCUCCUUUAUCCUACCUUCCCUUCUUCUGCGUUCCUCACACAAUUAGACUCUCGCCCUCUCGCAAAACCCUUGCGAAACCAUCACGAACCAGAUCUGAAAAGGGCGUCUCCUCCCACCAAUCUCUCUUGUUCUCCAGGUCGUGUUAUUCCGGCUCGGGGUCAUACGAGAGUGGAGCGCAUACUAUGCAAACACAGAGAGCAACUUCUUUCCACAAAAUGCUAUCUUUCCAGUUUCCACAGAGUAGAAAAGCUGUAAACACAGAAAUUCCUGCGACGAAUGAGAUAAGAACACUUGUACAAAAUAAUAUUUUGUAUUAAUGAUUUUGGGGUUACAAUCUCUUCUACAACUUUAGCCUUUGAUUCGAUCUUCGUAAAGUGUAGAUUUGUGGAUUGUGAUGUUGAUCACAGGGCCUUCAAGGCUUGAUCUUAGGAUGAACAGGUGAUGAACAAUGAACGCUUUUUUCAAGGGGUCGUCAGGGCUUGAUCUUGAAUUGGUGGAAGUUCUUCAAGGGCUGUUGGGGCUUGAUCUUGAAGGAGGAUUUGGUGGAAGUUCCUCAAGGGUUGUUGGGGCUUGAUCUUAAAGGAGGA
Messenger RNA from Malus domestica (apple), 665 nucleotides. Lineage: Eukaryota; Viridiplantae; Streptophyta; Magnoliopsida; Rosales; Rosaceae. The record is from RefSeq and is a predicted model, not a curated record.